Messenger RNA from Homo sapiens (human), 1797 nucleotides. It is a transcript of the gene SQOR, whose product is annotated as sulfide quinone oxidoreductase. Gene Ontology annotation, cellular component: mitochondrion. Lineage: Eukaryota; Metazoa; Chordata; Mammalia; Primates; Hominidae. The record is from RefSeq and is marked reviewed. Gene Ontology annotation, molecular function: glutathione-dependent sulfide quinone oxidoreductase activity; sulfide:quinone oxidoreductase activity; oxidoreductase activity. Bases 194 to 1546 code for a protein of 450 amino acids. The transcript is spliced from 11 exons.
CUCAUUUUCUCUUGCCGCCACCAUGUAAGAAGCGCCUUUCGCCUCCCUCCAUGAUUCUGAGGCCUCCCCAGCCACAUGGUACUUGUAUGCCUAGACAGCGGGCACAGGGCUUGCUGGACACAGAAGGCAAGGACUCAGAGAAUAUCCACCAGAUGAAAGAAUGACUGCAUGAGUAACCUGAUCCUGCCUGAAGAUGGUGCCACUGGUGGCUGUGGUAUCAGGGCCCCGUGCCCAGCUCUUUGCCUGCCUGCUCAGGCUGGGCACUCAGCAGGUCGGCCCCCUUCAGCUGCACACCGGGGCCAGCCAUGCGGCCAGGAACCAUUAUGAGGUGCUGGUGCUGGGUGGGGGCAGUGGCGGAAUCACCAUGGCUGCCCGCAUGAAGAGGAAAGUGGGUGCAGAGAAUGUGGCCAUUGUUGAGCCCAGUGAGAGACAUUUCUACCAGCCAAUCUGGACACUGGUGGGUGCUGGUGCCAAACAAUUGUCCUCAUCUGGUCGUCCCACGGCAAGUGUGAUUCCAUCUGGUGUAGAAUGGAUCAAAGCUAGAGUGACUGAGUUGAACCCAGACAAGAACUGCAUUCACACAGAUGACGACGAGAAGAUCUCCUACCGAUAUCUUAUUAUUGCUCUCGGAAUCCAGCUGGACUAUGAGAAGAUUAAAGGCCUACCUGAAGGUUUCGCUCAUCCCAAAAUAGGGUCGAAUUAUUCAGUUAAGACUGUAGAGAAGACAUGGAAAGCUCUGCAGGACUUCAAAGAGGGCAAUGCCAUCUUCACCUUCCCAAAUACUCCAGUGAAGUGUGCUGGAGCCCCUCAGAAGAUCAUGUACUUAUCAGAAGCCUACUUCAGGAAGACAGGGAAGCGAUCCAAGGCCAAUAUCAUUUUCAACACUUCUCUUGGAGCCAUUUUCGGGGUUAAGAAGUAUGCAGAUGCCCUGCAGGAGAUCAUCCAGGAGCGGAACCUCACUGUUAACUACAAGAAAAACCUCAUUGAAGUCCGAGCCGAUAAACAAGAGGCUGUAUUUGAGAACCUGGACAAACCAGGAGAGACCCAAGUGAUUUCAUAUGAAAUGCUUCAUGUCACACCUCCAAUGAGCCCACCAGAUGUCCUCAAGACCAGUCCUGUGGCUGAUGCUGCUGGUUGGGUGGAUGUGGAUAAAGAAACUCUGCAACACAGGAGGUACCCAAAUGUGUUUGGGAUUGGGGACUGCACCAACCUUCCUACGUCAAAGACCGCUGCUGCAGUAGCUGCCCAGUCAGGAAUACUUGAUAGGACAAUUUCUGUAAUUAUGAAGAAUCAAACACCAACAAAGAAGUAUGAUGGCUACACAUCAUGUCCACUGGUGACCGGCUACAACCGUGUGAUUCUUGCUGAGUUUGACUACAAAGCAGAGCCGCUAGAAACCUUCCCCUUUGAUCAAAGCAAAGAGCGCCUUUCCAUGUAUCUCAUGAAAGCUGACCUGAUGCCUUUCCUGUAUUGGAAUAUGAUGCUAAGGGGUUACUGGGGAGGACCAGCGUUUCUGCGCAAGUUGUUUCAUCUAGGUAUGAGUUAAGGAUGGCUCAGCACUUGCUCAUCUUGGAUGGCUUCUGGGCCAAAACUGCAGUCACUGAAUGACCAAGAGCAGCACGAAGGACUUGGAACCUAUCCUUGUAAAGAGUUCCUUGAUGGGUAAUGGUGACCAAAUGCCUCCCUUUUCAGUACCUUUGAACAGCAACCAUGUGGGCUACUCAUGAUGGGCUUGAUUCUUUGGGAAUAAUAAAAUGAAAUAAUACUUUUAUUUUCUGAAUAAAAGUUUGUCACUGA